Messenger RNA from Carcharodon carcharias (great white shark), 3102 nucleotides. RefSeq names its product fibroblast activation protein, alpha. Gene Ontology annotation, biological process: proteolysis. The transcript has 27 exons. The coding region runs from base 382 to 2697 and encodes 771 amino acids. Gene Ontology annotation, molecular function: dipeptidyl-peptidase activity; serine-type endopeptidase activity. The record is from RefSeq and is a predicted model, not a curated record. NCBI's taxonomy places the organism in Eukaryota, Metazoa, Chordata, Chondrichthyes, Lamniformes, Lamnidae.
ACAUGUUUUACAUUGCUGACUCAUUAUAACUAUUUCAGCAAUGAAAAUUUCAUAAUUGUCUCACUCGUAACUGUCUCUUGCAUUGUAUGAACCAUGCUAAGAAAUCGCACUUGCUAUCAGUUAACCUUUGCAUUUACGAUUCAUCAACGAUCGACUAGCAUGAUGUUUAGUUAAUGCUGUAGAUAAUAUUUAACGAUAGUUUACUAAACUAGAUAACUAGGCGCAAUUAGAAAGACUAAAGUUUUCGCCAGCAGUUUAUGACCCGUUGGGUAAGGAUCAGUCAGCUGCCUUCCUGUGCCUUUCCUGCCUCUGCCACGGUUCAAGAGGGAUCAAACCCAACGGGGUUCACACAUUCAUCCAAGACCAAGACUUGAACCAAAUAUGAAGACCGCUUCAAAAGCUGUGCUCGGGGUCAUUGCAACUGUUGUCGUCAUCAUCGUGAUAGUGGUUCCCAUUGCAGUUGUGUUCACAAACAAACCUAAAUGGAUACAUUUGGACAAAUACAUGGUUUCCCAAAUCGGAAACCAAGAGGAAGAUCAACGACCAACGUUUCAGUUAGACGACUACUUAAGUGGAAAUUUUAGAUAUAAGUCAUACACCCUGAAGUGGAUAUCAGAUAAUGAAUACCUACAUAAAAACAAAGACGGAAAUGUUAUUCGCUAUAACGUUGAAACACAGGAAUCAAUUAACUUUAUACCCAACACCACUUUUGAUGAGGUGGGAGCUGGUUAUUAUGUGGUCUCAGCUGAUGAAAAGUUUGUUCUUCUGGAAAGUAAUUAUUCAAAGCUAUGGAGACAUUCUUUUACAGCCUCAUAUUCUAUUUAUGAUUUGAAUUCUCGAGAAUUUGUUACCAGCACAAGUCUCCCUCAAGAAAUCCAAUACAUAGCAUGGGCUCCAGUGGGUCACGCCUUGGUUUAUGUUUGGAAUAACAAUAUUUACUUUAAAACUAAUCCCACAAGCCAAGUUGUAAAUGUAACAGACAACGGAGAGAAAAAUAAAAUUUACAAUGGGAUUCCUGACUGGAUUUAUGAAGAGGAAAUGCUAUCCUCAAAUAACGCUAUCUGGUGGUCACCAAAUGGAAGGUUUUUUGCCUAUGCAGAAUUCAAUGAUACACAGGUUCCACUUAUAGAGUAUUCUUUUUAUGGUGAUGGACAGUACCCAGAAACAAUAAAGGUUCCAUACCCAAAGGCUGGUGCUGAAGCUCCUACAGUGAAGGUAUUUAUUGUAGAUAUCAAGAACCAAAAGCCUCAGAAACUUUCAGCCCCAGAAGAAUUUAGUUCAAGCGAAUAUUAUUUAAGUUCAAUAAAGUGGGUGACAGAUGAACGAAUCUCCGUGCAGUGGAUUGAGCGAAGACAAAAUCAUUCCAUUUUAACAAUCUGUGACCUCAAUACAUCCAAUAUUUGGAGUUGUUUAAAGGAUCAUCAAUUUGCUGAAAUGAGUAGUACAGGAUGGAUCGGUGUUUUUCAAGUAUCGGAUCCAUUCUUUGAACCCAAAAACUUUAGCUUCUACAAGGUAUUUAGUGACAACAAUGGAUAUAAGCAUAUCCAUAAGGUGGCUGGAAUUCCGCUUAAAGAAAAAGCGAUUACAAAUGGGGAAUGGGAGGUCAUAAGCAUAGUAACUCUGACGAAGGAUACUCUUUACUACAUUAGCAAUGAAUAUGAACAUUAUCCAGGGAGAAGAAACCUAUAUAAAAUUAAAAUUGGACCAGGUUCUCAGGAACGUCAAUGUAUUACCUGUCAGCUGAUGAAGGAACGCUGUCAAUACUAUUCUGCGCAAUUCAGUAAAAAUGGAAGCUUUUAUAUGCUAUCCUGUUCUGGUCCGGGAAUGCCUAUAUUUGCACUGUACAAUGCUACCAAUGAUGAAGUGAUAAAAACUCUUGAAGAUAACAAAGAAUUGGAAAAAGAUCUUCAGAAUAUUCAGAUGCCAUCAAAAAUUCUCGAGACUAUAGAACUAGAUGGCACACAUUAUUGGUUUCAGAUGAUACUUCCACCACAUUUUGAUCAAUCAAAAAAGUAUCCUCUGCUCAUUGAUGUGUAUGGAGGACCAGGCAGUCAGAAAGCUGAUGCCCGCUUCUCAACUAACUGGGCAACAUUCCUUGCCAGCACAGAGGGGAUUGUUGUUGCCAGUUUUGAUGGAAGGGGAAGCGGUUACCAAGGCGACAAAAUAAUGCAUGCAAUAUAUCGAAGGCUGGGCACUUAUGAAGUGGAAGAUCAAAUUAGAGCAACAAGAAAAUUCAUUGAAAUGGGAUUCAUUGAUGAGACAAAAAUAGCAAUCUGGGGAUGGUCUUAUGGAGGAUAUGUCACAUCUAUGGUACUUGGAGCUGGCAGUAAGACAUUCAAAUGUGGAAUUGCAGUUGCCCCUGUGUCAAACUGGACAUAUUAUGAUAGUAUGUACACAGAGCGUUACAUGGGCUACCCAACUGAAAAUGACAAUCUUCAGUUCUACAAGAAUUCUACUGUGAUGGAAAGAGCUGAAAACUUCAGUUCUGUUGAUUACCUCCUCAUCCAUGGAACAGCAGAUGAUAAUGUCCAUUUCCAGCAAGCAGCACAGAUUUCAAAAGCUCUUGUUGACAAAGAAGUAGACUUCCAAGCAAUGUGGUAUACAGAUAAGGACCAUGGUCUAACCGGUUCUGCCUACAGUCAUUUGUACAUCCACAUGUCACAUUUUCUAAAACAAUGUUUUAAUCUCAAUCAUUAAGGCAGAAAAUAUUUUAAAGUGAACAAAAAAUACAUUAUAGCAAGCUAUUAUUUCAAGCAUUUGUAUUGAUAAAAUGUAACAACCCGGGUAUUUAAAAUGUAUUUUAUUUUGUUCUCUCCAAAAUAAUAAAUAAGCCUCAAUAUCUGAGGAUAUUCGUAUAUUACUUGCAGUGUUUGUACACAUUCCAAUUGGCAAUAUGACUUAUUUCAAACAAACACUGCACUUUGGAUCUCUGUAAACAUGAUGGGGAAAUUGCAGGUCUCAUUAAGAAUGAAAUAAAAUUGAACAACCGAGGGGCCAGUGCAGACACAAAGGGCCAAAUGGCCUCCUUCUGCGCUGUAACAUUUCUGUGAUUAUGUAACAUUGCACAUCAAUAAAUGACUAUUUUGCCUUGUGCAAGCUUAA